AAUUGCAUAUUUUUUUAUCGGUAUUUAGUGCUUACAGUGCAGUAACAUCUCAUUUUUUCCCCAUCAUCUAGUAACUUCGCAAUAUAAGUUAGCAAGAAUUUAAAAAAGAGAAAUAGCAAUAAAUAUCAGUAAGGAUGAAAGAAAUAGCUUUCAUGACUUCCAAAUGUGUCACCACAUUCAUUGAAUCUCGAGAAGUUACAGAAAUAAAAUUAUAUGUGCACAACAUUAGUACUUAUUUGUCUCUAUGUGAUUUCUUAAAGAAUAUGUGAAAUAUGUGCCGUUUUUGAAAGAAAUGUACCUAGGUUAUACAUGAUAUGUGACACGAAGAAAAAUUGUCUAAAUUAUAUCAUAUUAGACUUAAAUUUAAAAGUAUACAUUAUAUAACAUUGUCGUGAAGACGAUUCAUAUCAACAUACAUAAUUUUACUAAGGGUCACUUAAUAUAAAUAACGUGGAUCCACCGCAUGCUUUUAAAUAGUGGUAUACAAACAAUGUGUACUUUGACAAGAGAUGUAUAAAGGACAGUAACAAUGAAUACUUCAAAAAAGAUAAGUGAUCAUAAUACAGAUCAUGCUGUAGCAGGGGCUGUUAGUGGCUUUAUAACAAGAUUGGUUUUUCAACCUUUAGAUGUUAUAAAAAUUAGAUUUCAGUUGCAGAUUGAACCAAUUAUAAAUCACCAUGUUAGCAAAUAUCAUUCUAUAAAACAAGCAUUUUUUUUGAUAACUAGAGAGGAGGGAAUUUUUGCACUUUGGAAAGGACACAUACCUGCUCAACUUUUGUCGGUUGUAUAUGGAAUGAGUCAGUUUUAUUCGUAUCAUCUGAUUACAAAAGCAACUGAAAACUUUUCACAAUUCAAUGAAUCAAAGUAUUCAAUAAAAUUUGUAGCAGGUGCAAGUGCUGGUUGCAUAGCUACAACUAUAUCAUUUCCUUUUGACACAAUGAGAACAAGAUUAGUAGCCCAAUCAAGUAAUCAUGCAGUAUAUAAGGGACUUCUACAUUGUUGCAGUUGCAUUAUUCAACAUGAAUCUUCUAAAGCAUUUUUUAAUGGAUUAUUACCAACAUUAUUGCAAAUUGCACCACAUUCCGGUUUGCAAUUUGCAUUUUAUGGACUUUUCACUGAUAUAUAUAAAAGAUACAGUAAAAAAACUGAUACAAGUUUUUAUAAUUCUGUGUUAUCCGGCAGUGUAGCUGGAUUGUUAGCCAAAACUGUGAUAUAUCCACUUGAUCUUAGUAGAAAAAGAUUACAAAUACAAGGAUUUCAGCAUGGUAGGAAAGGUUUCGGUACUUUUUUCUCUUGCACCGGGAUGUUAGAUUGUUUAAGACUAACGUUAAAAGUAGAGGGUCCAAGGGGAUUAUUUAAAGGCUUAGCACCGAGUCAGUUAAAAGCUGCAGUAACAACAGCUUUACAUUUUACCAUAUAUGAACAGUGUUUAAAAUUAAUAAACACAGUAAGGAAGUUACAUGCAUCAGAAAAAUUAAACGAUUAAAAUGUUAGUAACAAUAUAAUCUAAUAUAUUCCUCAAACGUUGUAUAAAUGUUUUAAAGUAUAUCCAUCAAUUUAUACAUAUGUGCAUGUAAGUACAAAAUAUUAAUAAAUGUACUGGAUAUACGACUUAUACAUAUAGUUUCAAUAUUUUACAAUGUUUAUAUUUGAAGUGGACUGGGCAUUUCGUUUGGUGUUCCUUUCAGAACUGCUAAAAUGUUUUUUGCAGUAAUCCUCGACAUCUCUUCCCGUGUUUCUGUAGCAGCACUACCAAUAUGAGGUAAUACCACUGGAAUAGGAAGUAAAAUUUAUAUGAUUAUCAUAAAUUAAUCAUAAAUUACAAAUAUAACUAUUAUAUUUACCACAAUUAUCCAAUUUUAAUAAUUCGCUAUCUAAUGGAAUGGGUUCUGGAGUCAUAACGUCUAAUCCAGCUGCUCUAAUUGUUCCCUUUUUUAGAGCUUCUAUUAAAGCAACCUGAUCAACAACUUCUCCCCUACUAACGUUAAUGAAUAUACCAGAUCUUUUCAUCUUUUUAAAUGUAUCCUCAUUGAACAUUUGUCUUGUUUCUGGUGCUAAGGCUGUUGUCGCAAUAACAAAGUCACUUUCUUGUAAUAGUUCAUCAAGUUUUACUUUUUCUCCUCCAAAUUCAGAUGCUUCUUGUUUAACAGUUCUACUUGUAUAUAAUAUUUUUGCAAUGUUAAAACCUUUGAGGAUUUUAGCCACUUGAAUACCAAUACGACCUAGGCCUACUAUUCCAACUGUAGAACCAGAUAAACCAGGGCCGCACAUCCAAGUAGGUGACCAUGCUUUCCAUUCUCCCCUAUAUAUAUAUUAAUCAAUUGAAUGGAUUAAUAUUUAAUCUUUUAUUAUUACUAUAUCUCCAUUUCAUUAUAUGUAUAGCUUCAAAACAUACUUGUAAAUAGCUCUGUUUGCUUCCACUAGUCGCCUAGAUGUAGCUAAUAAUAAUCCUAUAGUCAGUUCAGCUGUUGCAUCUGUUAAAAUUCCAGGUGUAUAACCUACUUUGAUGUUCCUAUCUUUUAAAGCUUUCAAAUCCAAGUGGUCAACUCCAACUGACAUAGUACCAACUACUUUUAAUAGUGGUCCUGCAGCAUUUAAGACUUCAUCAUCUAUUUUGUCUGUUAGUAAACAAUAAACUCCAUCAACAUUUUGUACUUUUGAUAAUAAUACAGAUCUUGGUAUUGGUUCUGGUUUUUCCCAGAGGAUAAUGUCACAUCUAUCGCAAGGUGUAUAGGAAAAAAAAUAUUAUUUUAUAUACAUUUAAAAUUUAAUAAUAAAGUAGGUUAUUCAAAAUAUUUCAAACUUAUAAACAUUUAUCGAAUAAUAGUCACAUAUACUACACACAUUUAGUGCAUUACUCGUGUGUAAUAGAGAUUUAAAAGCAUGGUGUUUGAUAGCAUAAAUAAAUAACAUGUGUUUUAUUUUUUACUUGAAAAGUACUUACUGUUCUUGUAAUAAAUUUAAUCCUGCAACCGGUAUAUCUGGUCUAGUAAUCAAAACUUUUGGUCGAUUCAUUUUUAUUGAACUGGUUAUAAACAAUUUUGGGUUGUUCCUCAAUGACAGCAAGAAAGUGAAUGAAAAAAGCGGUUUUUGAGUCGGUUUGACAAAUCGAAUGAAGUUAGGUAAUAACAUGUCGUUUUUUAAUAUAUCACUAUAAAAUUAUUUAAUGUUAAUUUUAUAGUAUAGCUUUCGUAAUUCUACGUUUUUGCAAUUCCUUUAAUAUUUCAUUCUUAUUCCUAUCGUUUUAUGACGCUACUUACAGAAUUGAGCAGAUUUUCGAAAAAGAAGAAAUCGUGACGUCUAUCUACCAAUGGAGGUACUGUAAAAUAGUUUCUACUAAUUCUCAGCAUCCCGCGAGUUUUGAGAAGUUACUGGAACUACACUGUAUUUUAUUUUACCAUACUCUGUAUUACUACUUACAAACUAUAAUAUUAAUUU
Molecule: messenger RNA, 3438 nt
Organism: Nomia melanderi (Alkali bee)
Lineage: Eukaryota; Metazoa; Arthropoda; Insecta; Hymenoptera; Halictidae
Product: mitochondrial thiamine pyrophosphate carrier
Biological process (GO): transmembrane transport
Source: RefSeq, a predicted model, not a curated record